CGGAGGCGGAGACGGGGGCGGGGGCGGAGGCGGCCGAAGCAGCGAAGGCGGUGGCUGCAGAGGUUUGAAAGCGGCGCGGAGCCGAGCUGCUAGCAGCCUCCGGGGACGUCCCUUCCCCUCGGGGAGGCCGGGGAAUUGCAGGCGGCAAAGAGCUUUCCGUGCCCGAUCUCACUUCAUCUUCACAAAGACUCGAGACAUACCAGAGCCUAUAUCCAGAGAAGGAUUGCCUCCCUGAAAGUAGUCACUUUGGAGGCUCUAGUGAUGCAUCUGUUCCUCUAUACAUUUUUGAAAUACCUCUUUUGGAAUUGCCUUUGUAACCUGUAGCAACGCCAAAAAUCUUUGUCCUUUGAGAGUGGAUUUUAUUUCUGGAAAGAUCCAAAAGUCAUUUGGACCAAGGCUGGUGAAUAAGAAGCUUAAGUGAAAAUGGUACAUGUUAGAAGAUAUGAAACAAGAAAUAAUUCUAAGACUCAAGUGCCAGCGUUGAAAUCCCGGGUUGACUGGAGACGGACUAAACGAAAUAAUAUCUUACAGUUACUUGAUAGUGAUGAAGAGCUUGAUAGUGAUGAAGAGCUUGACAGUGAUGAAAGUGUUGAUAGUGAUGAAAGUCAUGACAGUGAUGAAAGUCAUGACAGUGAUGAAAGUAUUGAUAGUAAUAAAAAGCUUGAUGAUAAAGAGCUUGAGUUAACUAAUAAGGCAGAAAAUAACAAAGAACACGUAACUAAGAGUGGUGGCCUUUCAGAACAUGAGGAAGAAAAAAAUGAAAAUAAAUGUAAGACCAUUAACACAGAUUAUGAAAAGGAUCUAAGUCAACAAAUUGAUUCUAAACAACAGAGUGACCAAAUAGUUACAGAGGAGGAUAUAGAAGAAGAAGAACACAUCUCUCGAGGAAAACGAAAGAGGGUAUCUUCUGUGAUGUAUGACAGUGAUGAUAGUGAUGACAGUGACAUUUUAGUUAGAAGAGUAGAUGUUAAACGUCGUCGUAUAGUGGAGGAUGAUGACUGUUCUUCAGUGGAGGUGGAUCAGAAACCUCCUAAAUCCGAAAAAAGCUCAGCCAUUCGGAAACAGGAACAACUCCAGAAGCUGAAAGAGCUCUCAAAACAAAGAUCUCGUCAGAGACGCAAUAGUGGUAGAGAUUUUGAGGAUUCUGAAGAAGAAUCUUUACCAGAUAGUGAUCUUGAUGAUGAGGAAGAUGAUGAAGAAGAUGAUGAUGAUGAGGAAGGAGAUGAUUAUAUUAUUGAUGGUUUUGUAGUUCAAGAUGAGGAAGGUGAAGAAAAUCAAAACAAAUCAGGAGAAAAAAUGACUGCAUCACAGCUUCAAUUGGUGAAACGAAAUUCUCUUUAUUCUUUCAGUGACCACUAUACUCAUUUUGAAAGAGUUGUCAAGGCUUUUCUGAUCAAUGCUUUGGAUGAUACUUUUCUGGGAACAUUAUAUGAUGGCACAAGGCAAAAGUCAUAUGCACAAGACAUGUUAACAUCUCUUCAUUAUUUGGAUGGCCGCUUUGUUCAGCCUCGCUUAGAAAACUUAGUUUCCAGAAGUCGCUGGAAAGAGCAGUAUAAGGAGCGGGUGGAAAAUUAUCCUAAUGUAAGUAUCCGUUGGAGAACUCCUGAAAAUUGUUCUUGUCAGGCCUGUGGACUCCAUCGAUACUGUAAAUAUACAGUACAUUUAUCAGGAAAAUUGUACAAUGACAGGACCAUGGAAACAGAUGAUUUCAUGUCACAUGACAAACAGGUUUUAAAGGUUGGCAAAGUUUGUGCUGAUCGUACCAGGAUUUACCACCAACUGAAACAUUUCAAAUACAAGUUGUACCAAGAAUGUUGCUCUAUUGCAAAGACUGAAGAAGUUGAAGAUGAACAAGUCAAAGAAACUGUUGAACGCAUUUUCAGUCAGUCAAAAGAGAGUGGCUGGAUUCAGGAGAAAUAUGAUCAACUUGAGGAAUAUCUCAAUUUUGCGGAUUACUUUCACGAUGAGAAGUUUGACUAAGUUGUAACACUUCCUUUGGAGAAGAUUUUAUAACAUUGUGAUGAACAUGAAAAACAAUGAGUACUUGUUUCUGCAUACCAUGCUGAAUAUAUUUGCACAUUUUUGAAGAUUUUCAUAGCAAAAGCUCUUGUUUUUAAAUAUAUAGGUCCAUUUUAAUUUUUGUGAAAUCAAAUCAGUGAUCUUAUUUUAAUAUUUUAUCUGUGGUACAUAGAAAGCGUAUGCUAAAUAAUUUUUUAAAAGCUAAUCAAUGUAUUUUUAAAAUCAUGUCAGUGACUGUGUAAUAGAUUACUAUAUGUCAAGUAGAUAUGAGUUGUUAAUUUCAUGCCAGUUUGAUGGAGAUAUGUUGUAUUUUAAAGUUGUAUUUAGUCUUAAAUAUUUAUGUGUAUUUAUUGCCUUCCCUCUCCCAAAACUUUUUGCCUGUCCAUCUUGAAGUAUUAAUGACCUUCACUUACAUGUUAUUCAUGCUAUGACUUAAAUCAGUGGGCUGGAAGAAAUCUCAGUAGACCUUCAAUUCAUUUCCCACUCAUCCAACCACUGCAGGACUGUACCUCAACCACCUAGACAGUAGUGUCAUAUGUGUUCUUAACUAUCCCCUAAAAGGGGAUUUCAGACCUCUUACUAGUCCAUUCCAGUAUCUCACAAUCCUCACACUCAGGAAUACUUUAAUGUAUUGUCCUUUCAUGAUUUGGGAUAUUCUUUCUUUGUGCUUGCUUAGUGUUAAGUCUAGAUAUAAAUGACUGAAGUAUAUUUUAUAUUUUUAAAAUUGUAAACGUUCCCCUAAGUUUAUUUAAUCUGUGGAGAUGUAAAAAAGUCAAAAGUGAUUUUUAGCCAAAAAAAAAAAAAAAAAAACUCUUAGAAAGUAUAUUUUGUCUUGUGCCAAAUCUAGAAAAUUCCAGUUUAGACUGGUGAAGUAAGUUGUACAGUUUCAGAGGAAACAAAUGGGCCUUGUCUGUUGUUUGUCAUUUUGUACUUGGGACUCCCACUGUAGUAAGACGAGCUUUUAGUGUGGACUUGAGUAUAACGUAAGUUCAUCUUGGCCCUUUUCCUAUGUGGCUUAAAUACAGGAAGUAUCAGAUGGACACCUUUAUAAUAUGGUCUCAACAAUAAUGUGUUCCAUGGCAUAGAUGCCAAAGACAGAGUCUAAUGAAGUUUUGGUGUCUAAAGCUGGAUAUUGUUUGAGACCACUUAAUUAUCAUGUUUCUUCAAUUUAUUUUUUAAAUAUGGCUCCUCUCAUGGUAGCCCACUUAAAAUAAAUCCUACAAGAAAGAGUGGAUUUGUUGAUGUAUAACAGUGUUGUGGAGCACAUAGUCUCAAAAAUGUGAAUAACUGAAAAUUCACUUAUAAACCUCUUCAUCCUUCUGGAUGGCUCAUGAAAAUAAUUCUUAGCCGUUUUCUAGGGAAGGAAACAGAGUUGGAAUAAGAGGAUAAACUGUUCAAAAAGGAAUUGUUUAAGCAAGGAGAUUGGGAGAGAAGUGAUGUUCUAGUUGGAAGGUAGAUGGAGUAUAAGAAGAUGUGAUAAAUGAAUUGGAACAAUGAAGAGCAGGAGAAACAAAAAGAAAUUGGCUUCCUCUAUUAUACUUGACUCUUGACUCUGGAAACUAUCUUUUCUAUAGAGUCCAGGGCAAAAUAGAGAGGCCAAAAAAGUGCGAAUACUGGAUAACUCUUAAAAUACAAGAAGAAUCUAUUGAACUGACCCAUUUUAUGUAAUGAAUACCAGGUGGCUGCAGUUCAGAAGUACUUAUGAGUAGUUUCUCAAAUAGCUGUGGUACUUUUAAGAUCGUUAUUCCCAUUCCUACUCUGGAGUUACCAGUAUUUGUUUUAUCUAAUACAAAAGAGAAAAAAAUUUAGGAGCAGAAUUUUAAAAAUAUUUUAAAAGAAAAGCCAUUAGCAAUCAUCAGAAAGGGACAGGCUGUUAGGUGAUCUACUUGGUGCCAAUCAGGUAAGGAGAAAAAUAUUUCGUACCAAAAGCAGUCUGUAGGCAAAUUAAGAAUUUUGUCAAUAUGGAAAUACCACAGUAUUAUUUAUAUUUCAGCUACUAUAUUAAUAAUAGUAAAUCUCUAGCAUUUGAAAGAACUUAAGAGUUUGUGAAUUUGUUAAACAUUUUCUUGGGCCAUCAAAUAGAGGUGAGGGGAGAACUAUCUAUAAGAAUAUUAAUUUUCUAAUGGUAGUUGUUGUUAUAACUUCAAGUGCUUGGAUGUUUGUCUAGAUCAAGUAAAAUAGACUGAUGGUGGCAGCAGGGGAAGAAAAGGAAGGAAAGAAGAAAUCUUUUGUUGUACAGUUGUAGUCUAAAGAUCUGUCUUCUCCAUUUGCCCUGCAGCAUUGUUUGAGGAGAGAAUGAUAGUGCUGAGUGGUUAUGUAAUUUAGGUUGGCCACUCUGAACCAUUCUCCCCUCCUUCACCCCCUACUGAGGCUCAGUUAGUUAUAAGGCCUGCCUAAGUCAAGACAUCUAGAAAGUUGAAGCCUAGUCUACGAGAUGCCCCAUAGGUGGUUUGCCCUAGAUACCAUUAGUAACACUUCUACUUUACUGACCCUCUUUUUACAUUUCUCCAUUUCCUUUUAGGACUCAUUCUCUUUCUGAUCACUUGACCCUCAUCCUCUGAGUACUGUGGCACUGACAUUUCUACUCAUAACUUAAGCUAUCAUUUCUAUUUGAAAUAAUUCCAUAUCUGUGGAUCCAACCAUAACUUUUUAGUUCUAGAACUUUAUCUCAAGCUGCCUCCUAGAUAUCUUAAUCUAGAUGUCUCACUGGCGCUUCGAACUCAGUAUGUCUAGUGCUGAGCUUAUUAUUUUGCCCCCUGCUAAACCCUGCUCCUUCUGACUUCUUUUUCCAUUGCCACAUAAUUCACUGAAUCUUCUAUGUUCAAAUUCUUAGGAUUAUUUUGACUUUCUUUUCCUGGACAUCUGUUUACUUAGUUAUUAAGUCUUGUGGAUCCACAGCUAUAUCAUUCAUAGGCAUCUUCCCUUUAUUCCAACUGCCACCACCCAGUAUAGACUUUAUUACCAUUUCUUCAAUUUCAUUCAUGAACUCUCUCCCUUUCCAAUCUAUCUUUUAGCAUGAUAUAGUGUAUAUAGAGUGUUAAACUUGGAGUCAAGAAGUUCUGGGUUUAGAUCCAGAAUGUAACAUUUAUUAGCUGUGUGACUAUAGGCAAAUCACUUAAUCUCUCUGAGCCUCAGUUUCCUCAUCUAUAAAAUGAGGAUAGUAAUACCUGUAGUACCUACCUCACAGGGUUGUUGUGAGGAACAAAUGAGAUAUUGUAUGUAAAGCGCUUUGCAAGCUUUAAAUUGUUAUAUAAUUGUCAGCUAUUAUAUUUCUGCCAGAGUUAUCUUCUUAUGCAUAGGUCUGGUCAUAUUGCUCAGCUCAAAUAUCUUCAGUAGCUUUCUAUUGCCUACUGAGUAAACUUCAUAUGCCUUUGCCUGGUAUUCAAGGCCCUCCACAACCUGGUGCCCCUCUACAUGGUGAGGUGGAAAGAGCACAGGGUUUAGAGUCAGGGGACUUGAGUUCAAAUCCUAGCUAUGCUAUUUACUACCUAUAUUACCUUGAUCAUUUAAUUUCACUAGUCCCCAGUUUCUUCAAUAACUUGAGGAGAUUGGAUAAGAUGAUCUCUAAGAUCCUUCUAGUUCUAAAUCCUAUGAUCCUACCUUUCCAGCCUUAUCUUACAUUAAUCCCCUCCACAUAUUCUGCUCUGGCCAAACUGGACUUCUCUUUCUCCCCUAACACACCCUGUGCUCUCUUGCCUCUGUGCCUUCGCUUAAGCUGUUCCCCUAUGCCUGUAAUGUUCUCCCUACCUUUUGAAUUCCUUACCCAUCCUUGAAAGCUCAACUCAAACGCCACCUUCUUCUAGAAGCUUUCCCUGAUCCCUGUUGUCAUUGAUGACCUUCCCUUUUGUACCUCACAUGGCACUUUGUUUUGCACUGCUUUAAUGCACUUGUUAUGUAUUAUUGUAUAUUAUGGUUGUCUGUGUAUGUGUCUUAUUUCCCUACUAGAUUGUAAGCCCCAUGAGGGCAGGGACCAUGUCUUAUCUAAACUUUGUAUUUCUCAGCUCUUGAACAGUGCUCUGCACACAGUUGGUGCUUAAUAAAUAUUUGUUGAAUUCAAUGUGUAUUUGAAAUUAAAUGCCUAUGCGUACAAUAAUUAAAUAAGUAGAUAGAUUCUCCUGGAACACAAAAUAAAAAUUUUAUCAUUGUGUGA
Sarcophilus harrisii (Tasmanian devil) is the source of this 6169-nucleotide messenger RNA. RefSeq names its product coiled-coil domain containing 82 (gene CCDC82). The coding region runs from base 424 to 1980 and encodes 518 amino acids. Gene Ontology annotation, cellular component: nucleus. NCBI's taxonomy places the organism in Eukaryota, Metazoa, Chordata, Mammalia, Dasyuromorphia, Dasyuridae. The record is from RefSeq and is a predicted model, not a curated record. The transcript is spliced from 11 exons.